Molecule: messenger RNA, 706 nt
Organism: Zychaea mexicana
Lineage: Eukaryota; Fungi; Mucoromycota; Mucoromycetes; Mucorales; Lichtheimiaceae
Product: transmembrane protein 18-domain-containing protein
Exons: 4
Coding region: 93-593 (166 amino acids)
Source: RefSeq, a predicted model, not a curated record
GCUGACUCCCAAGUCGAACCUUGAACUUUGACGGGGGCACGGAGGCCGAUCACUUUUUCUUUUUAAGCGCGUUAUAAACUCGAUAUACCAACAUGUCAGCAACGCAAGGCGACUUUAUAAAACACAUUUUAAGUAGUGUACAUGCAAAACAAAAUUCACCCGGCGGAUCGGUCAUUGAUCAAUACAUUGAACGAACAUACGAAUUCCUCGACGCUAUAGACUGGUCACAGAAAUGGUUACAGGGAUUAAUUGGGUUCCAUGUCAUUUGCUUUGCCACAACGUUGUUGCUAAGGAACCAUUCUACUGGGCUCUCUGUCUAUUUUUUUGUACUAUUGGGCAUGGCAGCAUUGGUAAAGCCAUUGAACGGCCUGUGUAAGACGCACUGGGAAGAGUUUGCGUCGGCCGAUUACUUUGACGAGUCGGGCUUGUUUAUCGUUUCCGUGUAUGCGUUGCCGCUCGUGUUCAAUGCUUUUGUGACACUGAUAUUCAUUCUUAAAACGGCAGCGGGACUUCUGGUGAGUAUGAAGCGGGCUCAAAUCAGGCAGCAGCAACAGAAAAGACGCAGCGACAAGCAGAAUAAGAAGGACGAGUAAUAGAGAACCUAUGCUGAUGUACUACAUGACACCCAUGAUAAUUUAUCGAAUUUAAUGUAUUUUCUUUCUCUGUGUCACGUUCUGCCACUGUUAAAUUGCAUACAUAUGAUAUG